UUGAGAGAGAGAGAGAGAGAGAGAGAGAGAGAGAGAGAGAGAGAGAGAGAGAGAGAGAGAUCAAUGGUUUAUGUUUACAAGCAAUUAAUUUGUCUUGGUGUACUGGUGGUAAUAAUAAGUUAUAAGUUAUUAGCUAAUUAAAGCAAUAUCAUGCCUCCGAAAAAGAAAGGAACAGGGAAGUCUGCGGAGGAAAAGAGCAGUACUGUAGACCAAGUACCAUCUACAGCGAAGGGAAAGCGCAGUACUGUAGCCCGAAAAUCAUCUACUGCGGAGGAGAUGUCAAAAGAGCAGCUGGAAAAGCAAAUUAUCCAGAUGCGUGAGGAGCUGGAUCGGGAGCAAAAAGAGCGCAACUACGUCCAGCAGGAGAGAGAUAAGAUACAUGACUUUUGGGAGAUCAGUAAAAGCCAUCUAGAGGAGAAGAAAGCAGAAAUAAGGAACAGGGAUAAAGAACUGGAAGAAUCUUCAGAGAAACAUCAGGAAGAGAUCAGGAAGUACAAGGCGAAGGUUAAACACUUGCUGUUUGAACAUCAAAAUAGCAUCACGGAGUGUAAGCACGAGGGAGUGGUUGCCACUAAACUCCUGGAGAAAGAGCGGGCAGACCUGGAGAGCGAGCUGCAGAGAGAUAUACGCAGGCUGAAGGUAGAUUUGAAAGAACAGGAGCACCCGUACAAGAAAUCCAUCAAGAGCCUAAAACUGAGCAAUGAAAAGGAGAUCACCAAGCUCAGAAGUGAAUUUGAGGAAAAAUUACGAGUAAUCAAGGCUACGUAUGAGACGAAGCUGGAAAAACAUCGAGAGGAGCAAGACCUGAGGCGCAAGACUGAAAUCCAUGAGAUCGAGCAAAGGCUGAACGUCCACAUUAACACGUUGAUAAAGAACCACGAUAAAGCCUUCGGUGAUCUAAAGAACUAUUAUAAGGAUCUCACUCAGGAGCGCGUGAGCCAAAUCGGCUCGCUUAAGGAGGAAGUGGCUGAAAAGAACACGAAGGGGAAGAUGUUGGAGGAGGAGAUGCCCAAGGUGCUGCAGCAGAACAAACGUCUGACGGAGCUACUGCAGAAAGCCACGCAGGAAGUGUCAGUGCUGCAGAUACAGCACGAAGACUAUAAGAAGGACAAAAGCAUACUGGCGGCAACAAAAGCACGUCUCAAAGUGACAAAUAACAAGCUGAAGGACCUGAAAAUGGAGCAGGAACAUCUGGAGCAGAGAUUCAGUAAGAUGCAGCAGGAUCAUGAUGAACUGUACAAGAAGUUCGACAAGGCCAUCCUGGAGGUGCAGCAGAAGAGCGGCUUUAAAAACCUUCUUCAGGAGAGGAAACUGUCAUUCAAACAAACACCGGAGAAUAAAGAGGGACCGCUUAACAAGGUCCUUCCUGCCUCCAAUUUAGAGCCCAGUGCCUUUCCGUAUUAUAAAUUCUUUAUUUUAAUAUUUUGAGAUACUGGAUUUGUGAUUUCCAUGAGUUAUAAGCUCAUAUAUUUUUUUUAAUUUUUAUUUUUUUCAAAAAAGCAAGCAUGUCAUUGAAUGUUAUCUUAUUUGUAUGUGUGCGACUUCCCUGUUCAUUUCUUCUUCGGAGGCUGAAACAGUAAUAAAAGUUCUUAGUUCUUA
This is a messenger RNA of Ictalurus punctatus (channel catfish), 1599 nucleotides long. RefSeq names its product dynein regulatory complex subunit 4. Gene Ontology annotation, molecular function: small GTPase binding; microtubule binding. NCBI's taxonomy places the organism in Eukaryota, Metazoa, Chordata, Actinopteri, Siluriformes, Ictaluridae. The record is from RefSeq and is a predicted model, not a curated record. Gene Ontology annotation, cellular component: motile cilium; Golgi apparatus; microtubule. Gene Ontology annotation, biological process: flagellated sperm motility.